AUGUCGACGACGGUUACGACGACUUCUAGCGAGGAGGAGCUACGCCCUGGACUGGAGGCAUUCGAACCCGACCCCGACGAUAUAGAGGCUGCGAAGGCGACGGAGGACCUGCAAAUCCGAGACCCCAAUAUCGUCGAUUGGGAUGGCCCCGAUGAUCCAGAAAACCCGAUGAACUGGUCUGGCUUGAUGAAGGGGCUCCAUGUGGCAUACGUUAGUACCUUCGUCCUCCUUGCAAACUUAGCCUCGACGAUGUUCGCUCCAGGGGCUAAGGAUCUAAUCAAGGAGUUCGGCAUCACCAGCUCCAUCGUGGGAACCUUCACCGUGAGCAUCUACGUCCUGGGCUUCAUGAUAGGACCUCUGGCAUUCGCGCCUCUCUCCGAACUGUACGGCCGCCUUGGCAUGUACCACGUCUGCAACGUGGUCUACCUCGCCUUCACCCUCGGGUGCGCCCUUAGCAACGACGUCGCAUCGUUUCUCGUCUUCCGCUUCAUCUGUGGCUGCGCAUCGGCAGGUCCACUAACCAUAGGAGGCGGUACAAUUGCCGAUGUCACUGUGCCGAAGAAACGAGCUAAGGCGUUGGCUAUGUUCAUAGUUGGACCUCUCAUCGGACCGGUGAUCGGCCCCAUCGUCGGGGGUUUCGUAGCCCAGGACAUUGGCUGGCGUUGGACCUUUUGGAUCAUCCUCAUCUUUUCUGGCACCCUCUUUCUCGCAUCCCUCUUCUUCCUCCGAGAGACCAACGCGGCCGCCAUACUUAAGCGAAAGACCGAACGCCUACGCAAAGAGACUGGGAAUCUGAAGUUGACCUCGAAGCUGGACACGAAGCUACCUCCACGCGAGUUGUUCGUUCGAGCCAUCGUACUCCCGGCAAAGAUGAUCGUGUUCUCGCCCAUCGUCCUGCUCAUGUCCCUCUACGGUGGUAUGCUCUUCGGAUUGAUAUUCCUCCUCUUCACUACCUUCCCGAGCGUGUUUGGGGAACAGUACGGCUUCAGCCCGGGCACCACCGGUCUGGCGUAUCUCGGACUCGGCAUCGGCUUUAUAUGCGGCUUGCUGGGCUUCACCACCUUGAGCGACAAGCUACUAGGCCAAGGAGGGGCGGCUGUCAAACCCGAGCAGCGGCUCAUCCUCAUGAAGUGGUUCGCUCCCAUCACGCCCAUAGGCUGCUUCGUGUACGGGUGGACCGCGUACUUCAAGGUCCACUGGAUCGCCCCCGAGAUUGGAACGUUCAUCAUCGGGUUCGGCGGCCUCUUCAUCAUGCUGCCGUCCCAGGCAUAUCUGGUGGAUGCCUUCGGUCCCCGGGCCGCCGCCUCGGCCCUCGCGGCGAACGUGGUCAUCAGGAGUCCCUUCGGGGCUUUCCUCACUCUCGCUGCCCCCUCGCUAUAUUCGAAUCUGGGGCUGGGCUGGGGGAACAGCCUGUUAGGGUUUAUCUGUCUAGCCUUCACGCCCGUGCCAUGGCUGUUCUACCGUUACGGUGAGCACCUGCGGACUCGCUUCGCCGUCACGCUAUGA
Messenger RNA from Durotheca rogersii, 1506 nucleotides. Its product is annotated as MFS general substrate transporter. Lineage: Eukaryota; Fungi; Ascomycota; Sordariomycetes; Xylariales; Xylariaceae. Gene Ontology annotation, molecular function: transmembrane transporter activity. The coding region runs from base 1 to 1506 and encodes 501 amino acids. Gene Ontology annotation, biological process: transmembrane transport. The record is from RefSeq and is a predicted model, not a curated record. The transcript is spliced from 4 exons.